Molecule: messenger RNA, 1218 nt
Organism: Oncorhynchus gorbuscha (pink salmon)
Lineage: Eukaryota; Metazoa; Chordata; Actinopteri; Salmoniformes; Salmonidae
Product: cAMP-responsive element-binding protein-like 2
Exons: 3
Coding region: 240-584 (114 amino acids)
Biological process (GO): regulation of DNA-templated transcription
Cellular component (GO): nucleus
Molecular function (GO): DNA-binding transcription factor activity
Source: RefSeq, a predicted model, not a curated record
UUCGGUCUGAAGUUACCACAACAGGAAGCGUCACUGUGCUAAAAACAGUGGAGUAGGAAAAGUGCAACAAAACGCUGUCGAACACGAAGCUGCAGGAAAUGUUUCCUUUUAAGAAAAUGUGUUAAUUUGUGAAAUAAUAUUUGUUAUAAUCCACAACUUGUCUUCAUUUGAUCGUCAUCCAUCUUGAGAACUGUCGCAUUUGCGUCACUAGCAGCCCUCGAUAGGUUGUGUUGACCAAAAUGGAUGACAGCAAGAUGGUGGGAGGCAAAGUCAAGAAACCCGGUAAACGAGGCCGUAAACCCGCUAAGAUUGAUCUGAAAGCGAAGUUGGAGAGGAGCAGGCAGAGCGCCCGGGAGUGCCGAGCCAGGAAGAAGCUCCGGUAUCAGUACCUGGAGGAACUCGUGUCCAGCAAGGAGAGGGCCAUCUGCGCCCUGAGGGAGGAGCUGGAGAUGUACAAGCAGUGGUGUACAGCCAUGGACCAGGGGAAGAUCCCGUCUGAGAUAAAGGCCCUACUGACAGGAGAUGAACAGAAGCCUCCUCAGAGCUCCUCCACCAAGAGCUCCAAGAACAGCAACCAGAGCUAAAUGUGUUGGGAGUGCCAGACCAGAACUAUUCUGACUGUCAGUUUGUUAGAGGUGGCAGCCCUGGGUUGUAUUCAUUAGGGAAAUUAUAUCAAACGUUGUGCAACAGAAAACAGGGUGUUCAUAUAAUACCUACCCCCUUUCUCCAUCCUGUUUGUUGCCCUGGUGAAUACGACCCAGAGCGAGUCUGUCUGAUGAAAGAUUCCAGGCCAGAGCUAGGCAGUAGGUACUCGGUCUGUCAUGCCAGACCGCUCCACUGUAUAAGGCCUCUGUGACGGAGAGUGAAGAGGUGUCUCACCGGUCUGUCUGUUUCAGCCCCUCUAGAGGAGAGACGCACAGCAACAGAACUGUCAGAGACACAUAUCAUUACUAACGCUGGAAGACCUUCAGAGUAAUAGCUCGUAUUAUUUACAGUUGUAAUCCACAUCACUGGCCUGAUUUAUCAUGCGUGGUUCACUAUUGCAACGCUUGGAUUCGUUAAUGUUAGUAAUGUGAGAUGUUAUUAGUUGCAGCUAUAGACGCCUUUAGACAGCCUGUAUUAUUGAACAGUUCAUUUGAAUUUCCUCUUGAUGUUUUAGCUUCUACGUGAGGAAGCGUUUUAAUGGUACAUGGAAGAAACCAGGACAGAAGAAGUGAA